AUGACGUCCAUGAAUCGAAGUAACAACAACAACAGGAGGGUAUACGUAGGUAAUUUACCUUCCAAUAUAGAUGAGAGAGAUUUGGAAGAUAUUUUUUACAAGUACGGCGAUAUUGCUGACGUUGACUUGAAACUACCGCGUUAUGGUACUGGCGGCACUCCGUUUGCCUUUGUUGAAUUUCAGGAUCCAAGGUACGCACAUAAAUAUGUGAUGUAUUUCUUUUGAACCCUUUGAAAUACUUUGCACGAUAUCCUUUUGAAUAGCUUGGAUGGUAGGUUUUCUAGACUUCAAGGAGUUCGGGUUUCGAUUUCAUUUGUGACGUUGAGAUCGAGAAGGCUUUGUUAAUAACGUGUGGCUAUUUAAUGUUCCGAUUUUCCCUCAAAACGAGUCUUUCGGAAAUUCGCUCAAUUUUUUCUUUCCGGUGAAAUUGGUCAAUUGGCGCUUUUCACCCUGUUCAGAAAAAAGACUCGCAAAGAUGUAAAUUUUAUGACUGUCGAAGUGAAGGUAAGCUUAUUAAUAAUUUAUGAACGAUAAUGUUGAGAAAAAAGCUAUUGAUUUAUUAAUCGUUUUCGUCUCUGUAGGGAUGCUGAAGAUGCAGUAAGAGGAAGGGAUGGAUAUGAAUUUGAUGGUCAAAGAAUUAGAGUGGAGUUUCCUCGUGGUGGACGUGGGGGUAGGUCGGGUGGUGGUGGAGGAGGAUUUGGUGGUGGCGGUGGUGGUGGUGGCGGCGGCGGCGGAUAUGGAAGGGGCCCUCCUCCACGUCGCUCUGAGUACCGUGUCUUGGUAUCUGGACUGCCUCCUACUGGUAGUUGGCAAGAUCUCAAGGACCACAUGCGGGAUGCUGGUGACGUUCAGUUUACUGAUGUCUUCAAAGAUGGCACUGGUAUUGUGGAGUAUUCUCAUUAUGACGACAUGAAAUAUGCCCUGAAGCAUCUUGAUGAUUCCAAGUUCCGUUCGCAUGAGGUAUGCAAUUCCAUUAGAUUACUCUUUUGCUCGAUCAAUGUGACAACAAGGAUUUUGUGAAAGUGACUAUUUUAAUAUAUUAUACCUUUCUUUAAUCCUUUUAGGGUGAAGUUGCAUUCAUUCGUGUCAAGGCAGACAGUAGGAGCCACGGUGGUGGUGGUAGUGGUGGAGGUGGAGGUAGAUCUCCAAGCCGAAGUCGAUCACGUUCAAGAAGUAGAACUCCGAAAAGGAGAUCCCGCUCCCGCAGUCCACGUCGAUCAUAUUCACCAAAGAAAUCCAAGUCCCCUUCAAGGUCACCAAAGAGAAAGAGAUCUGCUUCUCCAAGGCGUUCCAGAUCACGUUCUCGCUCACGUUCAUAAACAUUGCCAGUGUUUUUCCUUUUAUGUAUUUUUCUCUCUUUUUUUGGCUUUGAAGCACAGAAAAGUAGUUGCUUGUAGCAUUUUAUUGUUUAUAUUAAUUUUGUGGUCAUGUGCCUUUUUUACUCUUCCAUGAUGUCAUUUUCAGGGUGGCACAAGCAAUUUGUGAUUAUGGAAAGGAAAGCUAGGAAACAAAACAACUGUCUGUAGAUGUUUCUGCACUAGUCUUGCUAAGGAUAUCACAAACUGGAUAAGGAAACAAUGACAUAUGGAAACAGUAGGAACAAUUGGACAUAGGACAUUUUCUUCGGACAUGGUAUGCAUGGCUUCUCUUCAAAAAUACAAUGCUCCAUGAAAAAAUGUGCCACUUUUUAAAUCCACCCAAAUAAGCGAAGUGCUGAAUUUCAAGUAGGAGAGUUAUAAAUGAUUCAUUUAAAUGUAGAGACCAACUAGUUUGUUUCAUUUUAUUUUCACUUUUGGUAUCUUAGGAUAAAUCUGUACUUUAAUGCAAGAAUAAAGCAGUUCAGCAGAUUUCUCUGGAUGGUUUCUGUAAGAUCUUAGUGACAAAUCAUCUCAGAAGAAAAGUGUCACUAAAGACCACCAAAAGAACAUGAGAGUUCAUCAUAGGAGAGUUGUAGCUCAAGUUUAGUCGUGUGAUUAUUUUUAGUUAGCUGUUUUGACUAACCUGUUGGAUAUGAGAGAUGGAUGUGCCCGAAAGUUCAACAGUAUUAAUUUUCUUAAGGGUAAUUUUGCUUAGAGGGUCAUAAGUAGCCUGCCAGCAAAGGCACAGCUUUUAGGGUGGGAUAAGAAGAGUUGAUGAAAAGUCUUGUGCAAGUGUAUUGACAAGUUAACUUCUUUAUAAUCCUAUGACAGAUCUAACGCUGUCUGGAGGAAACCGGAUCCUCUCAUGUCAGUGUCAGGGAUCACGGAUUAGGAUAGGAUCUGGAGAUCACCUCCAGUACAGUUUUGGGACAGAACAAUGGAAACUAUCAGGAGUCAAAAUUUUGGAUCUCUGUCACAUGCAAAGGAUUUGGAUGUUAACUGGUUUCAACAUUUUUGGAGGAAAGUCAGGAGGAAAACAAUCACUUUCUUUCAAUUAGGGUUCUCACAAAGCACUGUAGUGUGGAGGUUAACAUCAUUGUGGUAUGACAAUUCAGUCUUGAUGAAAUUUCCAUGAUGGUACCUUUCCUAGACUUUUCUUUUAACUUGCAAUUUAAGGCUGAGGUUUGCUUCCCAAUUGGUUUCCAGUCACUCCUGCAUUCCCCAUUGCCCUUGCAUGCGUCACCCUGAAGGUUAGGAUAAGUACCCUUCCAGCUAGUCCUUUUUCAAGGAAAUGCCCCCCUUGGGAAUUUGUUUUUACUAACCUUUUCACUUCAGGAGCACCAUGGCCUUGGAUUUUGUGCAGAUAAGUAAUUGAAGGCAAAAAGACAAGUCAAGCUUACUUUUGCAUUAAAAACUAAAUUCUUGAUUACCAUUAAAAGUUUUCUUCAGAUGAACAUUUUCUGUCUGUUGUUUUCUUUGUUUGGG
Molecule: messenger RNA, 2843 nt
Organism: Porites lobata
Lineage: Eukaryota; Metazoa; Cnidaria; Anthozoa; Scleractinia; Poritidae
Source: the annotation of a GenBank genome assembly